AUGCCUACAUACUUUCAGAUGCCACGUGGUAAAUCGUCCCGCCGUUCCCAGGCUGCAAAGCUACGCGCGGCUGGGAGCCGUGUGGGACAUCAGCGGCCUGGCAAUGCCAGAUUCGCACCCACUGGCGGUACAGGUGACCGCCAUAGAGUGCGGAAAUGGCCAAUUUCGUCCCUGACCGGACGACAACACAAAUUGGUCGUACCAGCCGAGUCUCCAGACAAGGAAUUUGUCCUCCUUGUUGGAGCUUCACAUCUCCGUUCCAUCGUCGAUGGAAUUGUGAAGAUGCCAGAGGGAAGGUUUUCCUUUGGUGCCAUGUCCACACCGGGGGCAUGCGCAACCCAGCUGCGAACCGAGGCAGCCAAUGCUGUGCUGCCUAGGACACCAGAUGCAGUCUGUGUGAUGGCUCCCAGCAACAACCUGACAUCCAGCAGGACCAUCACUGAAGCAGGAGAGGAUUUUGCAAAGCUCCUUGCGACUGCCUGCAGUCGCUGGCCUAACCUAAGCUUAUUUUUUAUUGUUUUUGCCUUGGACUUCCCCCCGCGCCUUACCGUUGACCCUGACUACCAAGACAUGAUGCGUCAGGAAUUUCGUCGUGUUGCGGCACGUAUGGGUAUGUUUAACAAAUAUUUAGGUUCAAGCGUGAAGUACACACAAAUUGCAGAGUACUUCCCUUUGAAAGAACUUGACCUGUGA
Gymnodraco acuticeps is the source of this 693-nucleotide messenger RNA. RefSeq lists its product as uncharacterized. NCBI's taxonomy places the organism in Eukaryota, Metazoa, Chordata, Actinopteri, Perciformes, Bathydraconidae. The transcript has 5 exons. The record is from RefSeq and is a predicted model, not a curated record. The coding region runs from base 1 to 693 and encodes 230 amino acids.